Molecule: messenger RNA, 1491 nt
Organism: Pediculus humanus corporis (human body louse)
Lineage: Eukaryota; Metazoa; Arthropoda; Insecta; Psocodea; Pediculidae
Product: Enolase, putative
Exons: 7
Coding region: 1-1491 (496 amino acids)
Biological process (GO): glycolytic process
Cellular component (GO): phosphopyruvate hydratase complex
Molecular function (GO): phosphopyruvate hydratase activity; magnesium ion binding
Source: RefSeq, a predicted model, not a curated record
AUGCAUAUAUAUAUAUAUAUAUAUAUAUAUAUAUAUAUAUAUAUAUAUAUAUAUAUAAAAUUGCAUAAGUUUAUAUUUUUAACAAAUAUUUUAAAUCUAUCUCGCUUUCUCUCUCUCUCUCUCUGUCUUCAGGUCGCUUCUUUAUCGUCAUUUAGAAAAAUUCAAGUUGAUUUUUCGUUAAAUCUUUUCGAAAUGGGUCUAAAAAGUAUUCAAGCUCGUCAAAUAUUUGAUUCCAGAGGAAAUCCAACAGUCGAAGUAGAUUUGUUAACUGAUAAAGGGCUUUUUAGAGCAGCAGUACCAUCAGGUGCCAGCACUGGAAUCUAUGAGGCUUUGGAACUCAGAGAUAAUGAUAAAACUCAAUAUCACGGAAAAAGUGUUUCAAAGGCUGUUAAUAAUAUUAAUAAUAUAAUAGCACCUGAAUUAUUAAAACAAAAUUUUGAUGCUACUCAACAAAAAGAAAUAGAUGAAUUUAUGAUAAAAUUAGAUGGAACGGAUAAUAAAUCAAAAUUGGGCGCUAAUGCAAUUUUAGGAGUUUCAUUAGCUGUAUGCAAAGCUGGUGCUGCUGAAAAGGGAGUUUCAUUAUAUAGGCAUAUUGCUAAUUUAGCUGGAAAUGACAAUAUUGUUUUACCAACCCCUGCAUUUAAUGUCAUCAAUGGAGGAUCUCAUGCUGGAAACAAAUUGGCAAUGCAAGAAUUUAUGAUUUUACCAACUGGAGCUACCUCAUUUACUGAAGCCAUGAGAAUGGGUUCUGAAGUUUAUCAUCAUUUAAAAAAAGUUAUUCAUGCCAAGUUUGGCCUUGAUGCCACUGCUGUUGGAGAUGAGGGUGGUUUUGCACCAAAUAUUUUGAAUAACAAAGAAGCAUUAUUAUUAAUUACUGAAGCAAUAUCUAAAGCAGGAUAUGAGGGAAAAAUUGACAUAGGAAUGGAUGUCGCUGCAUCAGAAUUUUACAAGAAUGAAUUGUAUAAUUUGGAUUUUAAAAAUCCAAACUAUGAUAAAUCCCAAUGUAUAGACUAUGAAAAGCUUACAGAACUCUACAUGGAAUUUUUAAAAGAAUUCCCCAUUGUAUCCAUUGAAGAUCCUUUUGAUCAGGAUCAUUGGCAAGCUUGGUCAAAUAUAACUAGUAAAGCUAAUAUUCAGAUUGUUGGGGAUGAUCUUACUGUCACAAAUCCCAAAAGAAUUGAAAUGGCUGUUAAAAAUAAAGCUUGUAAUUGCUUACUUUUAAAAGUCAAUCAAAUUGGAACAGUGACUGAAAGUAUAAAGGCUCAUCUGCUUGCAAAAUCUAAUGGCUGGGGUACAAUGGUGUCUCACAGAUCUGGAGAAACAGAAGAUUCCUUUAUUGCAGACUUGGUGGUUGGUCUAGGAACUGGUCAAAUUAAAACAGGAGCUCCUUGUCGAUCUGAAAGACUUGCAAAGUACAAUCAAAUCCUGCGUAUCGAACAAGAAUUGGGACCAAAUGCCAAAUAUGCAGGAAAGAAUUUCAGAAAUCCAUGA